CUCGCACGAACGUCGCCGGCCGUUUAGUCGUGCCGCGAGGCCUUUGACGUGCGAGCGAGAGUCUGUAGCGCUGCGUCCGACGAACGGUUCACCUGCAUUCUCACCCCCUCAAUCACCCGAGUUGCCAAAUCAUUCAUCGUCAGUCUUGUCGGGGACGUCUGCCCGCGUCGAACUGAAAUCAACCCCCGCCCGGUCGGUAACGACGAGCCGCGUAUUCGCGUGUGUUUCGUGCCCGUUUUGCCGUCGGUAAAGUCGGGAUCGUUGCGAAAAAAAUAAACAAUCGGCGGCUGUGGCGUACCGGUCGCGAUGGCCGCGUCUCUGUGAGAGAAAGAACUCGCGUGUGCCUGUGUUAUUGUGGUAUACUUUGUGCGCUGUCGGGGACCACCGGUAACGAUGGAUAUACUGCCGAGCGUCGACAUAUUCAGGGAGCUGGAGGAUAUCCACGACACCGGCUACUUUUCCGCGAAGCCGUCGCUCGAGGAUCACUGGCAACAGACGUGCUACGAGAUGGAACGGUACCUCAAAGACGAGCCGAAAAAGAUGCAAUCGUACAAGAAACUGCCGGGCGACGCGACGAGUUGUGGCGCGUGGUACGAGGUCACCUCCAUCGAGGACUAUCCGGAUCACAGACACCUGGACGCUCUGAGCUCGGCCAGUUCGCCCUGCUCGUGGGACGGCGCCCUCUCCUGCGCCGUCCUAGUCAAACAGGAACCGAUAGACGACGAGGAGUUGGAAGACGACGACUCGUACGACGCGCACCAUCAGAACGGCGACACCCUGCAGCUGAGGCUCGUGGCGAGGAACUCGACGACGCUGACGCCACCGUCGAGUCCGGAAUCCGGACCCGGACACAGUAACGGUAGCUCGAGCGCGAGCGAGUUAGACGUGUGCGGCCUCCGUCUGGGCAACGGCCACCACAGGAACACCAUCGUCAGGGUGCGCGCGUCGGGCCUUACCCGAAUCAUAUCGGUGGUACCGAGAGGUGGGGGCGGAGGGCAGGGGGCGGCGCCGCUGUCGCCGCCGACGAACGGCACCAAGCACCGCCUCGACCAUUCGCCAGACAGCAAGCGCAGGAUACACAAGUGCCAAUUCUUGGGCUGUAAAAAGGUCUACACCAAAAGUUCCCACCUCAAGGCUCACCAAAGGACACACACAGGCGAGAAACCGUACAAGUGCUCGUGGGAGGGAUGCGAGUGGCGUUUCGCGCGAAGCGACGAACUGACCCGACACUACCGCAAGCACACCGGCGCCAAACCGUUCAAGUGCCGCCACUGCGAGCGCUGCUUCAGCCGCUCGGAUCACCUGGCGUUGCACAUGAAGCGGCACACCUAAGGACGCCGUCGUCGUCGUCGCGGCGUCCGCCGCCGCCUCACUGCCAGUUACCGUUUUAUAUACUGUGUAAAUAUUUACUAUACCCCGGCGUAAGGGACCGAACUUAGAAGACAGUGCGUGUAGUUUAGGACGUCGUCGUGUGGCGCGGGAAAAGAAAAAAGUGGCGGAGCGUGGUCUCUAGGGGCGCCCGCCCGCGCCACACUUCCGAGUGAUGUUCAAAUCCUGUGAUCGAAUGAGAAGUAAAGGGGCGAGUCCGGGGGCUCCUUUCGCCCCCGCCGCCCGUUCAAAACAUACAAAAAUUAAAACACUUACAGGGCGUUUUUUUAUUUGUUUCCGAAUAUACUGUACGGUUUCGUCGUAUAUAUAUAUAUAUAUAUAUAUAUAUAUAUAUAGUGCGUAAGAUAUUAUCGCUUCCCCGCUUCAGCGGGGAGCGGAGCGGACGAGGGCGCGCGGCUUUCGACGUCUCUCCCCCCGCCACCUCGCCCCCACGCCACCGGAAACGUGGGCGUUUUAUUUUAUUUUUAUUAUAAUUUUUUAUUUUUCCUCGUUUUUCUACGUAAGUUGACGUGUAUCAAAAUAGAUUAGGAACGUCGUAUCGUACGUGCAAUGAGGUCGGGGGGCGGUAGCAACCGCCCCCCACCCGUCUAUAGUUGGCAAUUGAAAUCAAAAUAUACGAGCGUAGAUAAAAUAUACAUUUAUUAUUAUUAUUAUUAUUGAUUAUCGUUAUUGUUGCAAAUCGGGAAUCAAAUUCCCAUACGCGCGUUCGUUAACGGUAGUUCAAAUGUACAAAGCGUAGGUCGCGCCUACCGAAACUGAAAGCCGGUAUUCCUACGAUUCGUUCGGCUGGUAUGAUAUAUAAGUCUCUAUACCUCAGCAACCUGAAAGAGCUGAGAAUGUUAAGGGGGAGCUUUCUACGAGAGGUACGUCGAAAAAACUUUGUCUCCUGUAUUUUUGAAAAAAUAUAUUAAACAAAGAAAAUCUAGUCGGCUACUGUCACUUCUUAGGGCGUUUCCCAUUUUUAGUUUCUACAGAAAAUACGACUAAUAACUAUUUUUUAAUUAAUGGACCACUUUUUAAUUAACUAGUCAAAAAAUGUUUUAAAUUACAUCUUGCAACUGUAGAGUGUUAGCUAUCAUUAUUUAAUAAUAAAAUGUAUUUAUCAAUCGUCAAUUGACACAAAAAAAUUCAACCGAUCAAUUCCCGAACCCUACUGGUGGACAUAACGCACUACCCUUAAUUUUAAACAAAGAACCAACUUCAAGUUAACAACUCAUAUAACAACCAAAUUUAUAAUUUAACAACGACCAGAACGCAUUCUAGUCUACUUGUUCAACUUGUCGAACGCAGUAUAAAGUCUACGAUAUUUUUCGAAAAGAAAUUUUAAAUUUUUAAAAAAAUAUACGGGACUUUCCGUACGCAAAAUCGAUUUUUCGGUUGACAACAAUGAAAUUGUUACUCAAAAAACUAUAAUAAUCAAACCAUUAAACACCAACACCCUCUAUAACCCUCAAACCGUAAUAGAUAUCCACGUGUGGUUUUUGGCGUAUUCAGAGUAUUUAGCAACUAAAAAUGGGUAACAAAAUUCAUUCAAACUUUUUGGAGAUACAGGGUAUUUAAGUAUUAAAAAAAAUGUUUUUUUCUUAUUUUAGAACAUAUCUUCUAGAUUUUACUUGAUUAAGUACGAAGUAUUAAUGCCAUAUAAAUAAACAAAACUAUAGCAUAGAUAAGCGUGUUUUCGUUGAACCAGUGACGUUCGUGAGGCCGUUUUUGUUAGUUUGAAAUUAAAAAAACGGCAACGAUUCGUCGCAUUUUUGCUAAUCGCUAUAGAUACCACGAUCAAUUCUAAACGAAAAUGGUCUUUCGAGAGAAAAAAUUAUUGCUUGCACACGCACCUAACUGGCGUACCACUUUUUUUAUUAUUUAAUUUUAACUGUUUAAACAAAAUACGGUUAUAUAUGCUAUACAUUUGGCUUUCUCUCAUAAUAAUACUAAGUUUCAGGAUUUUUUUUAGAAACUUUAAAACUUUUUACUUAUUUUUAACUGUCGAAUACGCUGCCAAUGUUUCGCCAUUACAGGUAGCUCCUUUAUUUUUAUGGAUACAAAGUUGCGGUUUUCACGAAACUAAAGUUGCUAUCAAUAAAAUUUUUUGAAAUUCGGACCGUCUUUUUUUGUAGACUAUAAAAUUAGUUUUCUUCUUACCGUUUCAAAAAGAUAUACGGAAAGCAAAUAAAUGACAAUCUUCCAAAAUAAAUGUUUACUUUAGUAGAAAGCCACGAAUACCAGUAAUAAACAAUUGAAAGUUAAAUUUUGCUGACCAAGAACUACAUCCCUUUUGAAGUUUUAUAAUAACGGUGAGUCGGCAACGUAAAUAUAACAAGACACAAAAAAAAAACGGUAUUAUUGAAAAAACAAAAGAACCCAGUUUUCAAAUUGACGACCAUUUUCUCCAAAUGACGUUUGAAAUUUUUCAUAAUUUUGAAAUGAAAUGAAACUGAUUAGUAUCAAUCAAACGAAAUACCAAAAGAACGGAAAUAAGUCGACCCAAAAAAUGGCCGACAAUAUUUGUUUUUGUUUGUUGUCAUAAACAAACACCUUACUAUAAAAGUGCGUACUAUUAUAUAUUUUUUAAAUUGCGUUUUGCGGGACAAGUUAUAUAAGAGACAGUUUUCAUAUUUUCGAUGGGUGAUCUGAGCCUCGAAAGGCUAUGAAUAUGAAAAUUUUGGCGGCAACGUUAGUUUGACAAAAAAGUAAUACACCGUCGCCAAAAACCUGAAAAUGACAGUUUGUUGGUUACGCAGGAAUACCCGCCUACGCUGAUUUCGCGUUUCAAUCUUCUGCUUUUUCGCGGUGCUUAGUGUUUUAUAUAGGAGAGAAAUUGUUAGUAGUAAUGACGUUAAGUUUGUCGCUCAGAAUAAUUUUAUAUAUACUUAUAUACGAUAUAUAUAUAUUUAUCUUUUUUUUUUGUUAAGAUGCUUUUAUUGCGUGUUAUGGCGUUUUGGCGAGGGGGUGGGUUGGGGGGGGGGGGGUGGUGAAAAUUCGCGACUGCCGCGCCCUCUUGUAGCCGAACAGGCGUAACACACUAGGCUUAGGUGUAAUUAUAAUAAUAUUAAUAAUAAUAAUAAUAAUUAGCCAGUACGAAUGUGUCAAAGUAUUAACUAAAGACUGUGCGGGGGCCCGCGUCGCCCGGUAAAUUUAAAUAAGGUUUAGUUAAAAAGAAAACAAAAACGCGUUAAGCACAAAUUGGAAAGGAGGGAGAGAGAGAGAGAGAGAGAGAGAGAGAGAGAGAGAGAGAGAGAGAGAGAGAGAGAGAGAGAGAGAGAGAGAGAGAGAGAGAGAGAGAGAGAGAGAGAGAGAGAGAGAGAGAGAGAGAGAGAGAGAGAGAGGGAGAGAGAUAAACGCAAAAGUAGGCUAUUUAUAUUUUUUCGAGAAAGUGACCUUGGAAGUUAAAAUCAACAGUUUUUGAGACGUAAACAAAAAAAAAUAAUAAUAAUAAAUAAAUAAAUAAAAGCAACGACUAAGAGCCCUGUACAAAUAGUCUUAACUCGCCAGCCGCUGCAUUUUCCUCUUAAUACAUAUAUGUAUAAUAUAUACAUAUAAUACAUUCAUUAAAUCUGUACGGUGCAUUCCUGACGAUGCAUUCUCGGCAUAUACGGGGCGUGCGGCAAGUAUCUUUUACGGAGCCGUUCGAAAUACCGCCUUCUUUUCAAAAUUACCGUGAAAAAAACUUCGUAUGUCCCAAACGUUAAAUUCUAAUUAAAUUUUGAGGUAUAGUUUUCAGGAAAAAAAGUGUAUAUUACGUAAAAAACGACUUUUUCAGGUGCGCAACGCAAUAUUUUUUUAAUUGAAAAUAUGAAAUUAACUUCAAGAAAAUGUCGAAAAAUAUUACUAAAAACAGUUGAUCAUUUUUCAAAAUAUAUUGUGAGGUACAAUAACAAUGCAAUGCGAUGCGCGUGAAAUCUGGCGUAACAGCUUUGUGAAAUGUGUGAAAUCGUUGUAAUCUGUAAAAUCCAUGAAUUUUUGGCGAACUCGUCAAUAAUUUCCAAAAUUCUAUGAAGAAAAAACUUAUGCUUCAGCACGUCUCACAACAUGGCCGAAGUGUGAGGGUUUCUUUAUAUUGAUGUUAUCAAUGAUUUUUUUUUAUAUUUUUCUUCAGUCUGUUCAUGACUUCCAACUUAUCCUCAACAUCUGUACAUCCACAUUUGAAAAGUUUCCAGCUUGUUGAGAACCCGUAACAUCGGACCAUUCCCAUUCUGAGCUCAAUUUACUUUUAUUCCUACUUCGAUAUUUUCUAAAACAUCACGGAAUAUUGUCUCCGAGUAUAAAUUGAAAACCAACGGCGAGAUGCUUUCAGUCAUAUUAUUUCCUAUUUUCACAUUUGCCCUUUAACGCCAGUAGAGGUCGGCAAUGAUUCUCAAGUCCUCGUCAUCAAUUCUUGUUGUUUUUAGUAUUCGAAUCAUUUUUUCGUGUUGUACUCGGCACAAGUUUUUAUUUGUACUUGUGCUUUGUGUUUUUAUGUGUUUUUUACUGAAUCUAAGGCUACGUCAUCAUCGCUCUCUUCUUCUGGAUAUUCAAUCUGAAUUUCUUCAAUGUUUCUGAUGUGCCUGAAGCAUAUUACGGCCACUUUAUAAUGAAACAAAAAAAACUUUGGCUCGAGGAUUUAAAUACGAAUUGAGGGCCUGAAACGUUACAUAAUAUCUUACGUCUUGGAACAAUGACGAUACUAAAGUAAGAAAAUGGGUGCGAAAUAAACAUUCGUAGAGACCUGUAAUUAUAUCAGAAAAAAGCACACAUUUGAGACAUUUAAUGAUAUUAGGCGACUUUCCUCUACCGUAAAUAAAAUUCCUAUUUUAUUUAAAUUUAACCAAUCUUACGCCAUGGAAAUAUGAUGACACUAAAGUAGUAAGGUUAAAGGUGAAGGUUAAAAAGUGGUCUUAAGAAACAUAAUGGCAUUAAGUAAAGAAAUUAAUGUGCAAUAUGCAGAAGUUUCUUUUUUCAAAAAUUAAUAAUAAAAAAGUUUACUGGUAGAAGCAAAAGAUUUUUGAAGUUUCGGGCACACGUUCGUACGAAGUUUUUCUCUUAAAAUAAGCUCAGCUUCGGUAUCGAAACGUCAUUAGGGAACGCCCUGCAUAUACGCUCGGCCCGCGAGUUACUUACAGCGCGCCCCGUACACUUUCCGCUGUAUCCACUUUCCCGACCGCGCGAGCGCGAACGGUCUGCAUGUCUACCCGAUUUGUGAGUGAGAAAUCCCUUCCGACAAAGCGACUAGGUUACGGUUUUUUCAUUAUUAUAAUUUUUUUUAAUAAACGCUAGCCCGAUGACGUCUAGAAUCGUUGGCAGAGAGACUCGCAUCGGGGAAAUUUCGUAACGCCCGGCAACACCGCGACACGAUGUACCGGGAUCUCGAUAGAACGUGAAAAGUUCCUAUAAUUUUAUGCCCUAGGAAGAAAUGGACGCCACUGGGAAUUGUUAUUAAAAAAUUUACCCAAAGUUUCAAUAAUUUAUUAAAAAUGAAACAUUAAUUCGUCGUUUUUUUUUUUUCUCAAAAACAGUCGAUUCUUGGAUACCUUUUUAUCAAUUAAAGGCCCGAACUAACCAAAAAUAUUAAAAAAGUUAUGCCUUUUUGUUUACAACUUCUUCCGUCCCCAACAAACUAAAAAACAAGCUAAGUAUGUAUUAAAAAGGGAAUUCACUUGCCUCAAAAGAAUACAUUAGCUCCAAAAACCAUAUAAUUCAAAACAAUGCACCACUUUACUGACCCGAUGCACAAACAAAACUGAGUACGUAUUGACGAUACGAAGUAUCUUUAUUACAUAAAAGAUAAGUCUUACUUUUGAAAAAUACCAUCAAUUACGUAUAAAGUUGCUCGAAAUAACCCAAUACGUACGAAAAAAAUACAAAAAUGCAUUUCAAUCAUAAUCAUGUACAAUGUGUCCAAAUUUUCAUUGUGCAUCUCCUUUAUCGUUAAAGUUAACGUGUAGCUGCUAGGAUGAUUUAUGCGAAGGCGAACGCUGCCCCGGAUGGCCGUUUUUUUUACGUACCAUCCAGUGGCGUAGUCGGUUUUCGACGGAAACUCGCAAAUUUUGAUAUACAAACAACAAAACUUGUGUUUUUUAUGAAACCCGCUACAUAUGUUUUAAGUAAGUAAUUUUACUAGGUUGAUUUUUUUACAAAUUAGUUCCCAUCGAAAAGGAUGUCCGCUUUUUGCUUCAUUUUAAAAGAUAACUUUUUGCAAUCCAACAAAAAGAACAAUUAAAAGAUAUACAUAUAAAAAAAGCACAAAUUUGUGAGCUUCAGACGGAAACUGAUUUUCACUUUUCACCUUUUCCAAAAUCACCCUGUAGACGCAGUAAAACGAUAAAAAAAUGCGACGGGAUUGAAUCGAUUUUUUUCUAAUUUACCUUUCAAGUGCCAUAUACGUGAAGAAAAAAAUGGAAUUGAUAAAACGACAAACGUUCCGGUCUCUCUGCCUCCGGGUUUGGCGUCGUCGACGUACGCGACGUACCUCAUCCGCACCGACUGCGCCGUUUAUCUCGCGGACCGCGGUCGCCCGCGCGCGUCUAACGUCAGCGAAAUUAUUAUAAAUCACUAGAAAAAUGAAUCCUAGUCGAAUAAACCCUAGCUGAAUCGAGAUUAUUGUUGAUUGUAUCUAAAAAAAAAUGUAACCCCUAAAUAAUUAAACGAAAAAAAAAACGUAGUACAUAUACGAGGUUAUGUUCGGAACGCAGCCCGCUCGGUACUAUCCUAUAAAUAAAUGUCGGUGUUUAUCGUUAAAUGUGUUUAGGUUUACGUUGUCGAUGACAGAAACGGCAGUUCCAAGGAAAAAAAUACGCGCGGACCGGUUACGUCACAAAAAACCCACCCUUCCCCCGUCCCUGCCCUUUCCACCGCCGCAAUCGCGUUGUCCGUAUUCCGAAGUGAACAAAUUAUGAAUUAGUAUUUUUUUUUUUGUACGCGAAAUGAUGAUAUUAAGACUGCGUAAUUUAAUGGAAACCAUAUUGUAUAAAUGUGUAAAAUUCUAGUGAUUUAAGAUGAUGCCGUUCGGUGUUUCUUUUUCGGUGGAUUUUUGUUAGACAAAGCCCGAAGCGCGAUCGGAUUCCUAUUCGCCGCCGGACCGUCGCUUUUUAUAAAUCCAAGUUAUAAAUACAACGUCGUACUGUUUGGGUCGAACAAGCUGUUAUUUUAAUUGUAGAACAAGUCGGUACAACGCGUGAACAGCUCGUAUUGAUAAUAUCAAAUAUGCAGCCAAGCUAAAAUAAUGUUUGUAAGAACGUAGUAACAUUAUUUAUAGAACAAAUUUAUAAAUUCAACUUUUUUCCAAGGAUAAUCUAUAAAUAAGUAAUAAAACACGUUGAUUUUAAGAUUAGGCGCGGUACGGCGAGUUGUUCUUAUAAAAACAAGGCGUAUUCAAAACAGAGAUGCAUAUAAUCCAUUUAUUCGUACCAGACACUAAAAUUUAAGACGUCGGAAUUAUAACUGCUUCAAAGUAUAAAACGCACUCUAGCGACUUGUAUUUAUAACAAUAACGCUAACUGCACAAAUAUCAGAGCAUGUUACAAAGUAUGAGACGAACUUAUACAGCACACUCAUUCAUAACAGAAAUGAAUACUUACGAAAAGUUAUAAAAUAAUCAAAUUUCUAAGAAACACAUUCGCAUGUAUGAUACGCGCUGUGGCGACUUGUUCUUAUAAAAACGCCUUUUACCGACUUGUACUUAUAAAAUCAACGCGCAUUGUUGAAAUAACGAAUAACGUCUUCGUCCAAGAGUCGAUCUACAGGAACUACAACGUAAAAAACGCGCUCUUGCGACUUGUAUUUAUAAAAACCACGCGAACUGCUCGAAUAACGAGAAUUGAUGUACACAGACCACAAAAACGUCAGCGUCACUGGUUGUUACAACGUGCGAGACGCGCUCCGGCGACUUGUAUUUAUAAAAACGCGACUGGCCCGAAAACAGGUAGGAUUCCCGGCGCACAAUCAAACUUCCGCAAUAACUUCUUACCCCACCGCGCGAUUCUUCCACCCUCCGUUUGUAAUCAUAGCAAUUAUCGUAUUGCGAAAUUGUGUUGAUGUUGCAGAACCCCCCCCCCCCCCUUCUAAUAGCGAUUCCAAUCUUUGUACGCGUAGGUUAGUGUCUUUUUCUUAAAAACAACAACAAAAAAAACUUUUGUAAUUUUUAAUAUGAUAAUGGUGAUAAAUUUUAGUAUGUAAAUAAUUUAUUCGACGCUGGAAAAAAUUAAUAAAAAAAAGAAAAAACGAAACGGUCGAAAAAAAUUGAAAAAAUCUUUAUGUAAACUCUAUAUUAAAAAAAUAUAUACAUAUGAUCGUCCGGCCCCGGCGGGUGGGUCGUUUUAACAAAUUAUAUUUAAUAUAUUUCUGUUUUAUUGUGAAUUUAUUAUUAUAUAUAAAUAAAUAUAUAUAUACUGAAUGUUCGGCCCGUCGACGGUCGUGAAUGAGCGAAUGCGUGAAAGAACAAGAGUCCGAGAGAGAGAAAGGGAGAUUCGUACGCUACAGCUUGUAUUUCCGCUCAGUGCAAAAAAUAAACGUACG
This is a messenger RNA of Cylas formicarius (sweet potato weevil), 9879 nucleotides long. Its product is annotated as Krueppel-like factor 7. The record is from RefSeq and is a predicted model, not a curated record. Gene Ontology annotation, biological process: regulation of transcription by RNA polymerase II. The transcript is spliced from 4 exons. The coding region runs from base 394 to 1332 and encodes 312 amino acids. Lineage: Eukaryota; Metazoa; Arthropoda; Insecta; Coleoptera; Brentidae. Gene Ontology annotation, molecular function: RNA polymerase II cis-regulatory region sequence-specific DNA binding; DNA-binding transcription factor activity, RNA polymerase II-specific.